UAUCGCAGCCGGUAUUUAGAUCAUAAUUUGAUUGCAAACAAAAACGUGCCAAUUAUACAGAGAUUUCGGAUAAUUCAUACAUGAAUUUUCUUGACCUUAAAACAAAAUAAUUUAUUCAACUAGACAAUGUCGGCAGGCUCAGCGAAUAGCACGAUUGAUCCAGAUGAUGUUAUUAAAAUUUUGGUGGCCAGCGAUGUUCAUCUCGGCUACAACGAGAAAGAUCUAGUUAGAGGAGAAGAUAGUUUCAUUGCGUUCGAAGAAGUAUUACAACAUGCGGUGGUGAACGAUGUGGAUGCGAUUAUCCUGGGGGGUGAUUUGUUUCAUGUUGCUAACCCAUCGACAAAUACUUUGAAUCGGUGCACUCGAUUGCUUAAAACGUACAUGCUUGGUGAUAAGCCUAUCAAACUUGAGUUUCUCAGUGACCAAAACGAGAAUUUUUUUGAGUCACUUAACAAAACAGUCAACUAUGAGGAUCCAAACAUAAAUAUUGCUAUUCCUGUGUUUUCCAUUCAUGGGAAUCAUGACGACCCGAGUGGAUUCGGUCGAAUCAGUUCACUGGAUAUACUGAGCACUAAUGGGUACGUGAACUACUUUGGUAAAUGGACUGAUUUGACCAAGAUCAACAUAAGUCCAAUUCUGUUGAAAAAGGGUGAAACCAAACUGGCACUGUAUGGACUGAGUUAUAUUAGCGAUCCCAGGCUGGCACGGCUUUUCAACGAAGCGAAAGUGUUCUUGGAAAAACCAGAUGAACCUGGGUGGUUUAACAUCAUGGUACUGCAUCAAAACAGAGCAGAUCGGGGGCCAAAGAAUUACCUUCCCGAGAAGUGUUUACCAGAUUUCCUGGAUCUGGUCAUCUGGGGUCACGAGCAUGACUGUCGCAUCGUACCAGAAGAAAAUCCUAUAAAGAAAUUUUUCGUCAGUCAGCCUGGAUCAACGGUGGCCACUUCCCUGGCGGAGGGAGAAUCCAUUGACAAGUGUUGCGGAAUUCUCAGCAUCUGCAAGAGUCAAUUUCGGUUGGAUCCGAUCAAGCUGCAAACGGUGCGGCCUUUCAUAUUUGAAUCUGUUAAUUUGGCGCACGUUUCCCAUGAGCUAGAAUUGGACGAAGGAGAUGUUCAACAAAAGGUACUUUCUUUUGCAGCUGGCAAAGUAAAGGAAAUGAUCGAAAGAGCAAAAGAAAAACUAAGUGAAAAUGACAAACAGCCCAAGUUGCCUCUGAUACGUUUACGAUUGGAAGUAACUGAUGUUGAUCAACAGUUCAAUGCCAUUCGAUUUGGACAGCAGUACAGUGGCAGGGUAGCGAAUCCUCAGGAUAUGAUCACAUUCAAACGAAAAAUCGUCAGGACGAAAGAUGAGAUGAAGCCACUGGACAGAGAAGCACUGAACGAGGCUUAUCAGAAUCAACGAGAGACGGCUGCAAAACGCGCUGAGGAAGUGGUGGAACGUUACUUCAAGGAGGCUAACGAGGAUAAACAACUGGAGAUUUUGUCCACUAGAAGCAUGACUGAGCUAACGAGACGAAUGGUCGAUUACGAGGAUGAUGAUGCUGCUGAAAAUAUUAUCAAAUUCCACGAAAAACUGGCUGGGCAAUUUUUGGAUAAAUGUGCGAUGAACGAGGACAACAUUUAUGAACUUUUGGUUAACUUCCAUACUAAUGAGCACGAAACACACAACGAAAUGUUAAAGAUGCUAGAUUGUCGCAGUUCCAAACGAUCCGAUCCAAACGAUCGGCCUCGAAAGGUUGAUGAUGAUGAUAACAUGGACAAUGAUGACUAUAAACCAAAGAUUUCUCCCGUAAAAACAUCCGCAUCUGCUUCGACUGGUAGCGCGCGGGGUGGCAAAAGCAGUAGAGGUGCGAGAGGGUCUCGUGCCGCCAGUAAUACGAGUACAACAAGUCGAGGUAGAAGUCGCGGAAGAGGUGCCUCCAAUGGUUCUACAGGAAAAAUCGAUUCAUUCCUGACCAGUACUUCGAAACCUGAGAAGCGCACGAGCAGCAGAAACAUUUCAAAGGUUAUGUAUAUCUCGGACGAUGAUGAUGAUUGAAUGAACCUUGUUUCCCACAAUAUUACAUUCCAAGUUCACGUUAACGUCCAAUGAAAUUUUAAUAAACGUGUAUAUAUGUUACA
Molecule: messenger RNA, 2123 nt
Organism: Malaya genurostris
Lineage: Eukaryota; Metazoa; Arthropoda; Insecta; Diptera; Culicidae
Gene: mre11
Product: double-strand break repair protein MRE11
Exons: 4
Coding region: 127-2040 (637 amino acids)
Biological process (GO): mitochondrial double-strand break repair via homologous recombination; mitotic G2 DNA damage checkpoint signaling; mitotic intra-S DNA damage checkpoint signaling
Cellular component (GO): nucleus; Mre11 complex
Molecular function (GO): manganese ion binding; DNA endonuclease activity; 3'-5'-DNA exonuclease activity
Source: RefSeq, a predicted model, not a curated record